Molecule: messenger RNA, 3347 nt
Organism: Hemibagrus wyckioides
Lineage: Eukaryota; Metazoa; Chordata; Actinopteri; Siluriformes; Bagridae
Gene: wipi1
Product: WD repeat domain, phosphoinositide interacting 1
Exons: 11
Coding region: 1615-2718 (367 amino acids)
Biological process (GO): nucleophagy; autophagy of mitochondrion; protein lipidation
Cellular component (GO): phagophore assembly site membrane; extrinsic component of membrane; cytosol
Molecular function (GO): phosphatidylinositol-3-phosphate binding; phosphatidylinositol-3,5-bisphosphate binding; protein binding
Source: RefSeq, a predicted model, not a curated record
AUAUAUAUAUAUAUAUAUAUAUUACACCGAUCAGGCAUAACAUUAUGUCAGGUGAAGUAAAUAAGACUGAUGAUCUCCUCAUCAUGGCACCUGUUAGUGGGUGGGAUAUAUUAGGCAGCAGGUCAACAUUUUGUCCUCAAAGUUGAUGUUAGAAGCAGGAAAAAUGGACAAGCGUAAGGAUUUGAGCGAGUUUGAUGAAGGGCCAAAUUGUGAUGGCUAGACCACUGGAUCAGAGCAUCUCCAAAACUGCAGCUCUUGUGGGGUGUUCCCGGUCUGCAGUGGUCAGUAUCUAUCAAAAGGAUCCAAGGACGGAACAGUGGUGAACCGUAGACAGGGUCAUGGGCGGCCAAGGCUCAUUGAUGACCGUGGGGAGUGAAGGCUGGCCCGUGUGAUCCGAUCCAACAGACGAGCUACUGUUGCUCAAACUGCUGAAGAAGUUAAUGCUGGUUCUGAUAGAAAGGUGUCAGAAUACACAGUGCAGGUCAGGGCUAUGACGGGUCAGGGCUGUUUUAGCAGGACCAACACCAUAUUAGGCAGGUGGUCAUAAUGUUAUGCCUGAUCAGUGUAUAUAGAAUAUUAUCACUCACUACAGAUAACUUAUCACAAUACAGUGAGCUGUUAUCUAUAAAAUUAUACAAUAUGAGCUAAAACAAAAGUCCACAAAGUGGCCAUUUUAAACAACAUGAGUGCAAGCAGCUAAAGUUAUGCUGUUACUAGGCAACCGGAAACAAGCUGAGCGUUUAACUAGCUGGCAAUUUAGAGCUUUAUAAGUCGUUUAUAGCAAAUGUGAAGGUGCAGAUACAACAAAAAUGACAUCAAAUUUUUUUGAAUAUCAACAUUUACCUCAGAUGUGUGGGAAAAUUUGUGAGAAAAGACUCCUUAAGACUAAUAUUACCCUGUAAUUACACUUAGCUUCAGCUGCUAGCUCAGCUUACAGGGGAUCCACCAUACUGAGAAUAAUGUUAGUAUUAUUGAGGUAUCAGGGGUAAAAAAUAGUUUUUUUUGUCAUAAGUGAAACAGUAAUGGGUCAUUUGAAAGGAAAUUGAAAUGUAGAAAAGAUUCUGAAUAUAAAUGUGAUGUGUGUAUGUGUUGAUUUAUAGUAAUAUGGAUAAAGCUUGAUUUAAGAUGUUAGACACUGAAUACUGAACAGGUUUUAUUUACAGUUUACAAUGUGCUAUAGCUGCAAUGGACUACUUUGUGUGUGUGUGUUUGUGUGUGUGUGUACACCCCAUACCUCUGUGUGUGUGUGUACUCCCCAUCCCUUUGUUUGAGUGUGUGUAUGUGUGUGUACACCCCUUACCUGUGUUUGUAAGAUUGUGUGUGUUUGUGUGUGUACUCCUCAUACCUGUGUUUGUGUGUGUGUACUACCUGUACCCAUGUUUGAGUGUGUUUGUGUGUGUGUGUACUCCCCAUACCUGUGUUUGAUAGUGUGUGUGUGUGUGUACUCCCUGUACCCAUGUUUGUGUGUGUGUACUCCUCAUACCUGUGUUUGAGUGUUUGUGUGUGUGUACUCCCUGUACCCAUGUUUGAGUGUGUUUGUGUGUGUGUGUACUCCCCAUAUCUGUGUUUGAUAGUGUGUGUGUGUACUCUCCGUGCCUGUGUUUUUGUGUUUGAAUGAGUAUUUCUUUUGCCCCCUUUACGCGCGCGUGCGUGUGUGUGUAUGUAUCUGUGUGUGUGUGUGUGUGUGUGUGUGUGUGUAUGUGUGUUAUUCUGCAGAGGCUGGUGGUUUGUCUGGAAGAAUCCAUUUACAUCCACAACAUAAAGGACAUGAAGCUUCUGAAGACUCUCCUGAACACACCAUCUAACCCCUCAGGUCUCUGCGCUCUCUCCAUCAACCAUUCCAACUCUUACCUGGCGUAUCCUGGCAGCGCCACCAUCGGAGAAAUCAUUGUUUACGACGCCAACAAUCUGAACACAGUGACCACGAUUUCAGCUCACGACAGUCAGUUAGCCGCCAUCACCUUCAACGCCUCAGGCACCAAACUGGCCAGCGCCUCAGAGAGGGGCACAGUGAUUCGAGUGUUCUCCAUUCCAGAAGGACAGAGACUGUUCGAGUUCCGCAGAGGAAUGAAAAGAUACGUGAACAUCAGCUCUCUGUCCUUCAGUCCUGAUGCUCAGUUCCUGUGCGCCUCGAGCAAUACUGAGACGGUCCACAUCUUCAAACUAGAGCAGCAUGGACAUGGCGGGGAGGAGGAGAACCCCUCAUGGUCAGCGUACGUGGGGAAGAUGUUUUCGGCAGCGAGCAGUUACCUGCCAGCGCAGGUUUCAGGAAUGAUGAGUCAGGAUCGAGCGUUCGCUACGGUCCGCCUCAACACACAUGGCCACAAACACACCUGCACUUUAACAACAAUCCAGAAGCUUCCGCGGCUCCUCGUAGCCUCGUCUGAAGGGCAGCUCUUUAUUUAUAACAUCGACCCUCAGGACGGGGGCGAGUGCACGCUGGUACACACACACAGGCUUUUAGGAUUGGAGGAGGAGGCCGAGGUGUCUGAGGGAACGGCGGCUCCUUCCUACGCUGCCACAGCGGCCAUCGGUACCUGCGGACCCGUCUCUGCUACACUAACCGGCUAUUCCGAGGACGGAGGAGUGAUGAAGGGCGAGGUGAUUCCCGAGCACGAGUUUGCCGCCGGUCCCGUGUGCCUGGACGACGAGACCGAGUUUCCUCCAAUAAAUCGGUGUCUUGGUGGAUCCCGUCGUGGCAGAACCGGCCGUCCGUGAGGACCUUCGCGCCGGAGCGGGACGACCCUCGGCACACAAGCCGGAACUAAUUAAAAGCGUUUCAGGAAUAAUUAACCCAGAUCCCGGACUAACCCAAGUGAUUUCAGGGUGCUAACAUGAUGAGGAGAGAACGGGGGAGGGGGGGAGAGAGAGAGAGAGAGAGAGAGAGAGAAUCAGGAGGGAGGGCUGGUUGUUGCUGGCUCUCCUGAAGGGUGUGUUAUAUGCAUGAACAAACCGUAGCCACGGACACGACACACAGUUCAGCAGGAUGUAAAACUGUAGCAUCGUGCUCUGUUCUCUUACCUUCUAGAAUAUUCUAUUGUAAUUCUGUUUAUUUUAUUCGUUUUUAUUUUCUCUUUUUAACAUGCUCUUAUUUACAGAAGGAAGUUUGUUUUCUGUUGUUGUUUAUAUAUAUAUAUAAGGUGUACUUGCUGUAUUAAUGACCUAAUCCAUGUUUACACGUCAUCGUCCUGGACACUAAUACGGCAGGAUGUGCUUUUAAAUGUACGUGCCUAUGAUUUUAUUUGUAUUUCACAGAAUUGCUGGAAGACCAAAAAAAAAAGAAAUAAGGAAAUAAACAAAAAUAAAAAAAGAGACUGUAGAGAAUAGGAAUAAAAUUAUGCAAAGCA